Molecule: messenger RNA, 714 nt
Organism: Spinacia oleracea (spinach)
Lineage: Eukaryota; Viridiplantae; Streptophyta; Magnoliopsida; Caryophyllales; Amaranthaceae
Product: NAC domain-containing protein 82-like
Exons: 2
Coding region: 1-714 (237 amino acids)
Biological process (GO): regulation of DNA-templated transcription
Molecular function (GO): DNA binding
Source: RefSeq, a predicted model, not a curated record
AUGGAACCAGUUAUGGUUUUCGGGGAUGGCGAGCAAGCUAAAGGACAACCAAGGACCCCCAAGUACUUGCAGCUAAGUGUUGAACAAAAAAAGAAGGGCGAACCAGGUUACAGAUUCGCUCCAACAGAGGAGGAGUUGAUUUUAUUUUUCCUAAGACGGAAAGUUUUGGGAAAACCGGACCGCGGUCAUACAAUAUGCGAGGUAGACUAUUACAAAUACCCACCAUGGGAACUUCCCAACCUAUGCGGUUCAGACUCGGGAAAUCGAAUUUGGCAUUUCUUCGCGAAGAAAGAGCUAAAAUACAACACGGGUUGCAAAAAGAGCAGGCGUGAUACACUAUGGGGUUCAUGGAAGAAAACAGACAAAGAUAACCCUGUUAGAUCAUCCGCAACUCCAAGAGUGAUCGGAAAAAAGUCAACCUUAAUUUUUCACAUGAUGGUGCAGGGGAAGGUGGAAAAGGAUAGGACAGAUUGGGUUAUGCAUGAGUAUAGGCUUGACGAUGCUAAGCUACAGGGACAAAAUGUGGAUCAAGAAUCUUACGUGAUCAUCAAGUUAUAUAAAAAAAGCGGGAUCGGACGCCAACCUGGAGAUAACUAUGGUGAGGCAUUCUUGGAGGAGGAAUGGUAUACGGAUGAUGAUGAGGCUGAAAUAAGAAAUCAAGAGGAGAACGAUGCCUUUGAUAUGUUGGCUAGGGACUACUCCUUGUUACCAUGA